Agrilus planipennis (emerald ash borer) is the source of this 2528-nucleotide messenger RNA. RefSeq names its product oxysterol-binding protein 1. Gene Ontology annotation, molecular function: sterol binding. NCBI's taxonomy places the organism in Eukaryota, Metazoa, Arthropoda, Insecta, Coleoptera, Buprestidae. Gene Ontology annotation, cellular component: intracellular membrane-bounded organelle; membrane; cytosol. The coding region runs from base 299 to 2002 and encodes 567 amino acids. The record is from RefSeq and is a predicted model, not a curated record. The transcript has 9 exons.
UUCUGACACAGGUGUUUUUUAGACUGAUAAGUUUUUAUCAUAUGUUAUUAGUUCAUAUCAUUUUAAAAUUUCUUUGUCAUCGGAGUAUUGUUAAAUACGUUUUACAAGUGCAGUUUUAAUGUGAAAAAUUAGUUCGUAACUAUUAUUCUAUCGGUUAGUUAAAAAUGCUUAUUAGUCAGGUUUUUAAGCUGGCGAGAGUGAUACAAUGAAGUAUUUGUCCAAAGGAUGUAAUUUUAGUUUGUUGGUGUUACGAAUUAAUGAAGUGAUUUGAAUAAUGUGACUUAAGUGUAAAACACUAAUGGAUAUUUUAAACAUCUACGCAAUUUCUAAAGUAAAAAUGAAGAAUGAUAAAUUAUUAGAUUUGGCUGUGAGUGGCAGCGAAGAAGAGGAUGAAAAUGAGUUUUACGAUGCAUUAGCCGAAGGAGGUAGUACUCCUAGCAUACAAUCAGACCGUCGUUUCACAUUAGAUAUCCCAAAGAGCGGAGCAGGAAGUGGAGCAGGAGGUAGCGAUUCGUCGAGUGAAACAGACGACGCACAAGAAAUACAACAAGUCGUCGUAGUGACAUCGACAGUCGAAGGUGUUCGUGACGCGAACGACACACGCACGGGAAUUGCAGAAGCAGGUGGAGACGUUGAAGAUUAUCAAAAGCAAGGAAGUGGCGACGGAAGUGUCACAUCUACCGUUAACGAAGAGAGUGCAAACGGUUCGUUAGUCAAACUGCCGCCUACUACAACCAAGCGCCAACGGCGCACUCGCGUGCCCGAUAAACCGAACUAUCCUCUAAAUCUUUGGAGCAUAAUGAAAAAUUGCAUUGGUAAAGAUUUGUCAAAGAUACCAAUGCCAGUUAACUUUAGCGAACCUCUUAGCAUGCUUCAAAGAUUAACUGAAGACUUUGAAUAUGCUGAACUUCUCGAUGCUGCGGCAAAGUGUGAUAAUGUAUAUGAACAAUGUGCAUUAGUGGCUGUGUUUACCAUAUCAUCGUAUUCUACAACGACUUGUAGGACCGCGAAACCUUUUAAUCCUCUUUUAGGCGAAACAUAUGAAUGUGAUCGUACUGACGAUUUAGGUUGGAAAGCAAUAAGCGAACAGGUAUCUCAUCAUCCUCCUAUAGUAGCGCAAUUUUGCGAAGGUCGUGGUUGGAAGUGCUGGCAAGAAUUCACCAUGACAUCUAAAUUUCGUGGAAAAUACCUGCAGGUUAUUCCAUUAGGAAUGGCUCAUGUGGAAUUUAAUAGUUCUGGAAAUAAGUACUCCUGGCGGAAGGUGACUACUACCGUGCAUAACAUAAUCGUUGGAAAAUUGUGGGUUGAUCAACAUGGUGAUAUGGAUAUAAUGGGAAGAGGUCGUGCUGCAGGAGUGAAUUGUCGCUUAAAAUACAUACCUUAUUCGUAUUUUUCAAAAGAAAGUCAACGCCGGGUCAAAGGUGCCGUCAUGGACGAUAAAGGAGUAGUGCGAUAUAUAGUUAAUGGAACAUGGGAUGAAAAGGUUGAAAUUGCCCCUGUUGUGGGCACUGGUGCUGUGAGUGGUCGUAUAGAACAUUCAAGAAAUAGUUCACUCAAUGCAAAAACUUCUGCGGCCUCUCUUGAAACUAUUUAUCAAACCGGAAAACCUCAAUUGGCAUGGAAGCGCCGAGAACCACCCCCGGAAUCUGAACGUUACUAUAAUUUUACCUUACUAGCAGCACAACUUAACGAACCAGAACCGGGAGUUGCGCCAACAGAUUCAAGAAUGAGACCAGAUCAGCGACUUAUGGAAGAAGGCAACUGGAAUGAAGCGAACAAAGAAAAGCUCAGAUUAGAAGAAAAGCAGAGGGCAUCAAGAAGGCAGAGAGAAGCAGAAGCUGAAAAAGCAGCUGCAGAAGGUCGACCAUAUCCUCCCUACAUGCCCCUUUGGUUCGAACAACGCCGUGAUCCUGAAGUAGACACCAUUUAUCAUAUGUAUAAAGACACCUAUUGGCAGUGUAAAGCGAAACAGGAUUGGUCUAUGUGUCCUGAUAUAUUUUAAUAAAGCUUUAUUUCACUUUCUGUCAUAAGGUUUCCAAAGUGAAAGUAAAACAAGUCGUUGUUAUUAAUGAGAAGUAAGUUAACAUAUAUAUAAUAUUAUCGUAAAAAGUUGUUUAUAUCGAUGCGAAUUUUAUAAUUUUAUGCUUCGUAUAGAGGUCAAGACAUAUGACAAAAUGAAAAGAAAACUUAAUAUUUAUGCGACCAAAAAAAUUGAAAUAAUGACAAUGAUGUUAAUUAUUACUAUUAUUAUUACCACAAAGAUAAUGUAUUAUAAUAAAAACGUCGGUUCCUGUAUAUAUUAUAUACAUAUUUAUAAUGAAAUUCCUUUGUCCUUCUCUUCUUUAUUCUAGUUUUAACUUUGUGAUUAACUAGUGGAGGUUGAAACUAUUAAAUCAAAUUGUUUAUAAUAACAAAUAAGCAUAGUACGGUCUGUUGUUGGUGUAAGGAUGUAGUAAUGAAUAGAACGCAAAUUAUUUUAUUAUAUCUUGUACAUUGCUAUUAUCAUAAUUAGAAAAUGUGAAAUUGUA